AAUCGUACUACGGGAGUAGCAGUCGAUUUCCCCACGCAAUCUCCAGGGCCUGAGAUCAAGUUCUCGUUCCCUACUUCUCCUGAUGCAGAAUCUGUACGCUCGGCCGAAGCCAUGACUCCCUCCCUGUCGGAAAGUUUAUCACUGCCAACAAAAUCAGGCAACCCGUCAAAUGUUUUACGUCGUGCACUCAGCUCCCACAACACCCCGCGUUCCAGCCUGGAUGGCACGUCACCUUCUGAAAAGGAAAACGAAAAAAAUGAUUUUGGGAAGUUGAACAAGCUAGGUGGUAAACGAGUGAGAGCUGUGAGUUUACGACUAUCCAAGAGGUAUAGCUUGUUAGGAAAGAAGUCUUCCGGUGACAAACAAGAGGAGGAGGUCAAAACCAGCGCACCAUCUGCGGAGUCAAACUUGGAGGACCUGGAUACUAUAGAAGGGCUCAGGAAGGAAGUUAUCUCGCUCAGGCUCGAAAUCUCAAACCUGAAGAGGCACCUCAAUUUGUGAUCAUAUAAACUUGGAUGUACAUGCGAGCAGCUGCCAAGAUUGCUCUGUGUUGAACGAUCCAUAACUCAUUCAAUGAUUUUAGUUCAAUCCCAUUAAUGCCCCCAUUUUUCAAAACCGCUCUAUCUAUACUGCAUUACCCUAAUAUUUUGUUUUCUGUGUGUAUCUCCUUGCUGAAUUAUCUGCUUUCAGUCUUGCAAAACGACUUGAAUAUUGCUCCUUCUGUAUGUUUCCCAAUGUCUCUUUUCUAUUGUGGCCGGUUGUGCCAAUUGCAAUCAUGGAUUCAGUUUUGAUCUG
Messenger RNA from Melampsora larici-populina 98AG31, 795 nucleotides. RefSeq lists its product as uncharacterized. The coding region runs from base 112 to 501 and encodes 129 amino acids. The transcript is spliced from 3 exons. The record is from RefSeq and is a predicted model, not a curated record. NCBI's taxonomy places the organism in Eukaryota, Fungi, Basidiomycota, Pucciniomycetes, Pucciniales, Melampsoraceae.